Molecule: messenger RNA, 402 nt
Organism: Closterium sp. Naga37s-1
Lineage: Eukaryota; Viridiplantae; Streptophyta; Zygnematophyceae; Desmidiales; Closteriaceae
Source: the annotation of a GenBank genome assembly
AUGCCGAGCGAGGAUCACUUGAUCCUCGCUCACCUGUGCAAUAAGGCCGAGGUGAAGGUGCUUGACGAUGUGCAGGAGGAGGAGAUGGACAAGCCCGACCCCAACCCCUUCUACCCUGACCCAGCGGCCGUCCCGGUUCGUGUCGAUGCGGAGAACGAGGUCAAGACAGAGCUGGAGGCUGAGGCUGCCGCGGCGAAGGACGGAAGGACUGACUCAUCGUCGGAUGAGGACGAUGAGGAGGAGGAGGAGGAGGAGGAGGAGGAGGAGGAGGAGGAGGAGGAGGAGGAGGAGGAGGAGGAGGAGGAGGAGGAGGAGGAGGCGGAGGAGGAGGAGGAGGAGGAAGAGGAGGAGGAGGAGGAGGAGGAGGAAGAGGAGAUGAGAGGAGGAAGAGGAGGAGGGUGA